ACUAGCCGAGAAUCGCAUUGACAAGAAGAGUCAUUCGGUAAAGUCAGUUCGAGCUAAAAUGAAGAAUUUUAUUCAUUUCACUGAUCAGCUUUUGACGCUGGAGGAGGACUUCAUCGAGCAGAAGCAUCCCUUGAAAAAACAUAUUUGUUGCGGCCCAAAGAAACAUCAGGAACCAGAAAAAUGCGAAGGAAGAAAUCCUUUGUUAAACUCUAUGAAUUUUAACAACUUGUAUGGAUCACCUUCUAGUAAUGAUGAUAUUACCGAUUUUGAAGACUUUCCCGACCUAAAUCAACCGCUGCCAAAUAUAUCCAUAAGAGAGCAAUAUCGUUUGACCUCGAUGAAUCGCGGAAAAAAUCUUAGCUUGCAUCGCAAUCAUCAGAAGCGUCUCGAUGAAAUUUGGCUAGCCCAAGAGCGAUUAAUGCCUUUGCGCAAUGAAACUUCUUAUGAGGGCUCGAUUGAUGUCAAAGGAGUUGGGUACUUUUUUUGAUUUCAACUUAUAAGGGAUACUACUUUUUUAUGUAUUUAAACUAAAUAGAAAAAUACAAUUGACAACUUAGUUUUGCUACUAUGCAAACUGAAUCUCGGUUUUGCAAAAG
Molecule: messenger RNA, 596 nt
Organism: Drosophila biarmipes
Lineage: Eukaryota; Metazoa; Arthropoda; Insecta; Diptera; Drosophilidae
Exons: 3
Coding region: 59-487 (142 amino acids)
Source: RefSeq, a predicted model, not a curated record